Molecule: messenger RNA, 744 nt
Organism: Ornithodoros turicata
Lineage: Eukaryota; Metazoa; Arthropoda; Arachnida; Ixodida; Argasidae
Exons: 3
Coding region: 16-744 (242 amino acids)
Source: RefSeq, a predicted model, not a curated record
UUUUCUGCUUCGCCGAUGUGCCCAUCGAGCGAUCACGGUGGUGUACCAGCGAAGUCGGCGGAGUCCCAUGUCUUGUCAUUCAUCUGGAAUGCGGCUAACAAGUCUAGCAUGAGGAACGUGGCAAGCAGGUUCGACCUGGCAGAGAGCUCUGUGCAUGGUACGCUGCACAGGGUUGCAGAUUUCAUCACUGAAAUGGGACCAACUGUCCUUACGUUUCCUGAUGACAUGGGCAAGCUGUCUAGGGAUUUUGAGAAGGUGUCUGGGAUACCUGGUGUGGUUGGCUGCAUAGAUGGAUCCUACAUCAAAAUCCAGUGCCCAAAGAAGAAGGCUGCAGCUACAUACUGCAACAGGCAUCACUACCUCUCCAUCACUCUACAAGCAGUCUGUGACAACAGAAGACGUUUUGUUGAUGUACUUGUAGGGAGCUCAAGCAGAACCCACGACGCACCUGUUUUCCGCCAGUCAGCCUUGGCCACUAAGCUUCCAGGCCUGUGUCAGGGUGACAAGUACCAUCUCUUGGGUGACGCAGCCUAUCCUUUGAGACAAUAUCUCCUGACACCCUACAGAGACUACAGGAACCUCUCAAAAGCCCAAAGGGAGUUCAACAAGAAGUUCUCAGCAACCCGUGUGCUGAUAGAGAAUGCCUUCCGUCAACUCAUGUACUUGGAGCUGCACACGGUUGAUUGGCUCAACAAAUUUAUUCUUGUAUGCUGUGUUUUGCACAAUCUUUGCACUGGGCACUGA